UCAGAGGCCUCCAGGCCUGGAACCUUCCAGGGCUGGGCUCAGCUUCCCACCCCAUCCCCCAGACGACUUACAGUGACAAAGGGGCAAAGCCUGAGAGAGGCCGAUUCCUCCACUUCCACUCUGUGACCUUCUGGGUUGGCAACGCCAAGCAGGCUGCGUCAUUCUACUGCAGCAAGAUGGGCUUUGAACCUCUAGCCUACAGGGGCCUGGAGACCGGUUCCAGGGAGGUGGUCAGCCAUGUAAUCAAACAAGGGAAGAUUGUGUUUGUCCUCUCCUCAGCGCUCAACCCCUGGAACAAAGAGAUGGGCGAUCACCUGGUGAAACACGGUGAUGGAGUGAAGGACAUCGCGUUCGAGGUGGAAGAUUGUGACUACAUCGUGCAGAAAGCACGGGAACGGGGCGCCAAAAUCGUGAGGGAGCCCUGGGUAGAGCAAGACAAGUUUGGGAAGGUGAAGUUUGCUGUGCUGCAGACGUAUGGAGACACCACACACACCCUGGUGGAGAAGAUGAACUACAUCGGCCAAUUCUUGCCUGGAUAUGAGGCCCCAGCAUUCAUGGACCCCCUACUUCCUAAACUGCCCAAAUGCAGUCUGGAGAUUAUCGACCACAUUGUGGGAAACCAGCCUGAUCAGGAGAUGGUGUCUGCCUCUGAAUGGUACCUGAAAAACCUGCAGUUCCACCGCUUCUGGUCCGUGGAUGACACGCAGGUGCACACGGAAUAUAGCUCUCUGCGAUCCAUUGUGGUGGCCAACUAUGAAGAGUCCAUCAAGAUGCCCAUCAAUGAGCCAGCGCCUGGCAAGAAGAAGUCCCAGAUCCAGGAAUACGUGGACUAUAAUGGGGGCGCUGGGGUCCAGCACAUCGCUCUCAAGACCGAAGACAUCAUCACAGCGAUUCGCCACUUGAGAGAGAGAGGCUUGGAGUUCUUAUCUGUUCCCUCCACGUACUACAGACAACUGCGGGAGCAGCUAAAGACGGCCAAGAUCAAGGUGAAGGAGAACAUUGAUGUCCUGGAGGAGCUGAAAAUCCUGGUGGACUACGACGAGAAAGGCUACCUCCUGCAGAUCUUCACCAAACCGGUGCAGGACCGGCCCACGCUCUUCCUGGAAGUCAUCCAGCGCCACAACCACCAGGGUUUUGGAGCCGGCAACUUCAACUCACUGUUCAAGGCUUUCGAGGAGGAGCAGAACCUGCGGGGCAACCUCACCAACAUGGAGACCAGUGGGGUGGUGCCUGGCAUGUAAGCCCCGCGCACCGCCCACCCCCACGGAGGCCCCGCCCACCCACAGCCACGCCCCCCUGAUUCUGGAACUCGCCCAACUUCCCUACUGGCUGCUCCCCUUGGGUCCCGCCCACCAGCGGACUCUGCCCCAAGGCUCCGCCCACCCUGACCACGCCCCUCGGCGGGGCCGCCCUCUGCUCCAGCCCUCCAGAUUAAAGCGUGCCCUGGUCCAA
Molecule: messenger RNA, 1452 nt
Organism: Symphalangus syndactylus (siamang)
Lineage: Eukaryota; Metazoa; Chordata; Mammalia; Primates; Hylobatidae
Gene: HPD
Product: 4-hydroxyphenylpyruvate dioxygenase
Biological process (GO): L-tyrosine catabolic process
Cellular component (GO): endoplasmic reticulum membrane; Golgi membrane
Molecular function (GO): 4-hydroxyphenylpyruvate dioxygenase activity
Source: RefSeq, a predicted model, not a curated record